Schizosaccharomyces cryophilus OY26 is the source of this 2437-nucleotide messenger RNA. RefSeq names its product retromer complex subunit Vps26. Gene Ontology annotation, biological process: retrograde transport, endosome to Golgi; intracellular protein transport. Bases 199 to 1104 code for a protein of 301 amino acids. The record is from RefSeq and is a predicted model, not a curated record. The transcript has 2 exons. Gene Ontology annotation, cellular component: endosome; retromer complex. Lineage: Eukaryota; Fungi; Ascomycota; Schizosaccharomycetes; Schizosaccharomycetales; Schizosaccharomycetaceae.
UAAUGUUACUCGCAAACCUGAAUGGAGAGAAAAACUCUACUAAAAGAGCAGCCAGAUUGUGUCUUUCAUUCCUCCAGGAUUUCUGCUUGCAUUUUUCUUUAAGAAGAUUGUUCUACUUAUCUUAAAUAGUGAAGAGUACGUUGUUCCAGCUGCAACUUUUGCGACGAGAAGAUUCGUACAUUGACGCAUUUAGCCUCAAUGGAAUACCUUUUUAGAAGCCCGAUUGAUGUUGAUAUCCACUUGGAAAAUGAAGAAGAACGCUCGUUUGUAGAUAUCGAAUUUGAACAAGGACGGAAGGACAAAGCCCCAGUCUAUGGAAGUGAUGAAUCUGUAAAAGGCGCGGUUAUGAUUCGGUUGAAAGAUGGAAGAAAGUUGGAUCACAAUGGAAUCAAGAUUGAGUUUGUUGGCUGUAUAGAAAAUACAUAUGACAAAGGAAACAUCCAUGAGUUUACAAGGAGUGUGCAAGAGCUUGCUUCCCCUGGAGAAAUGCGACAAGCUCAAAUGUUUGACUUUGAAUUCAAGCAUGUGGAAAAGCCCUAUGAAUCGUACUUUGGGAAAAAUGUAAAACUACGUUACUUUUGCAGAGUUACCGUGACACGAAAAAUGACGGACGUGAUUCGAGAAAAAGAUUUAUGGGUGUAUCGCUAUGAGAAUGAGCCCGAAACGAAUAGCCUCAUCAAGAUGGAUGUCGGUAUUGAUGACUGUCUUCAUAUUGAGUUUGAAUACACGAAGAACAAGUAUCAUUUGCGCGAUGUCAUAGUAGGGAAAAUUUAUUUCAUCCUUGUUCGAAUCAAAGUCCAGCGCAUGGAAGUGAAUAUUAUACGACGAGAGACCAUUGGAACUCCACCAAACCAGUACAGUAAUAGUGAAACCGUGACACGUUUUCAGGUCAUGGAUGGAAAUCCGAAUCGUGGAGAAACGAUUCCUUUGCGCAUGUUUUUGAAUGGCUACUCGCUAACGCCUACGUUUCGCGAUGUCAACAAAAAGUUCAACGUACGCUACUACUUGAGCUUGAUUCUUGUUGAUGAAGACCAACGGCGUUACUUUAAACAAUCGGAAAUUACAUUAUGGAGACGGAAAGACGAACAAGGAAUCAUUGCAUGAAUAUUUGCAUCUUGAGUUGGCGGUGCUCUAACUGAAUAGGAAGCACACUCGAAACAUCACAAAUUUGUCAAAGAAAACCAAAGGGGAAGCAUUGACAAUAGCCAAAUAACUUUCCCCUUUUCUUACCUUGUGAUCAUAUCAUCUAUGAAAGUACUAUUACAAUCUUUUCACGAUAAUUUUUUCCUGCUAAUACUAAUGAAUAUGUUCUUUUAUCAUGAAAUGAAGAAAGGUGAGAAUACAGGAUAGACAACGUUGCAGAUGUAGAAAGUAAUUACAGAAGAAUUGUAUUACAGAAAAAAAUAGUUUCAUCAGAAGCGUUUUACUUUCAGUUCUUGUAAGUCUCCUCCUUCUUCAAAAUGUCCUUGGCCAAAGCAAAGCAAUCAUCCUUAGACUCUUCAGGUGGUUUAUUAACAUUCAAGGUAUAUGCAUCCUUUUCAUCGUCCUUAGGGGCUUGCAUAUCACGUAAUUGGCUCUCCACCAUGUCGGCCUUCAUGUAAUGAUUCUUUCGAGCGCUGGUUCUCUCAAUCAGCACCUCUUUGGGUGCCAUCAAGUAGAUAAAAUGGACGCUGCCAGGACGAUGCUUCAAAGAGUCACGGAGGAUAUUUCUGUAGGCACACUUCAAAGCUGAACAAGUCAUCACAAUCCCUUUUACAUUAGGAUCGUCCAACUGCAUAGCGCAUGCACCUCCGCAAUUGUAAAGCCAACCCCAACGAUCUUCGUCAUUUAAAGGUUGGCCUGAUCCCAUUUUCUCAAUGUUCGCUUUAGGGUGCAAAUCAUCACCCUCGAUGUAUUCAAAACUAAGUUUGUCUGCUAAAAACUUGGCCAUUGUUGUUUUUCCCGAACCAGAGGGACCGAUGAUAAAGAAAAUGGCUUUCUUUUCUAGCAUAUGAGGAUUUAACGACAUAUUUACAAAAAUACUGUAGUUUGGAAUCAGAAAUAAUCCAAAUUACAAAAUUACAAAAUUAAAAAAUAGUAAAUAAGUAAUCUCGAAAACGUGAAUACGAUGGCUAAAGACAAGUUCAGAAAAGAAGAAAAAAGUUUCUGUCGCGUAUGUUUAAACCAACAGCAGUGUCUUUGACUUGUAAAAAGGGAACCUUAACGGGAUUACGAUGGAAAUCGAAAAAAAGGAAACAGGAUCAGCUUACGUCUGAUGAAACACCAGAGGAGAUGUCAUACACAAAGACGUUUUUCAUUUGUGGAGAAGAACGCAUCGUGAACGAACUUUGAAAGAAAUAAAGUUAAAGGAGCGUUCGUUUAAGUUAGCUCUAUUUAGAUUGAUAAGAUAUCAAUUUUUUUUUUUUCUAUUAUAGACGUGUAGGUAAAUAAGAUCGCC